Cherax quadricarinatus is the source of this 6929-nucleotide messenger RNA. NCBI's taxonomy places the organism in Eukaryota, Metazoa, Arthropoda, Malacostraca, Decapoda, Parastacidae. The record is from RefSeq and is a predicted model, not a curated record.
GUCAGCUCCGGUGGCCCUGAAUAACCCCAACAACAACAACAAGAACUACUGGCACUGUCUGCAGUUAUGAGGGAUCAUAUUUGUGAAGUGAUGAGCAGUGGCAGUGAGUGGAACUGAGUCACAAAGAUGAGAAGCCACAUUCAUGGUGUGAGGAGCGGGCAGUCAAUGGUGGCCUUGCUCACAACUCUCUCUCCUCUGGCUGUCUCUCUCUUACUGUGGGUGUCACAGUCUGUGGCACAGGAAAACAUCAGUAAUGCUAUCAAUAAUAACAGCAGUGCCACCACUGUAAGCUUGGGCCAGAGAGAUAAUGCAAGUGUUAAUAAUAGUGAUGUUAAACCUGUAAUAUAUGUUGAUAACCCACAACACUUGAGGGAAUUGCAGGAGCAGAGCUUUCUCCGCCAUUCUUUAAGAUUAUCACCAGGAAGAAGCACUGAUGGAAAGGAUGGUAAUGUUCUUGGUGUGUCAUUGCUGGAGCAGGCAGCCACUCUUGGAUCACAGCUCAGGCAUAUAGCUAAUAAUGAGUUGGGAGUUACACAUAUGCAGGCUACCUUCGAUGAGCUGCCAUACUCAGAUCUAGAGAGGAGAGAAGAAGACACUGUUAAAGAGAUGAUACAGUCACUGGAGCGGAAGUUUACCGUAUUCUCUAGUCUAAUAGAAGAAAUGUCCAAGCUUGUGGCUAAUUUUUAUAGUGAGCACAGAGAAAGGGAACUGGAAGAUGUAAUGCAUUAUGCAGAUGAACACAAGUAUCACCCCUGUUGCCUCAUCCCUGACAAUUACCUUGAGCAAGUAUCUUGUUUUUGUUGUGUAUUUUUAUUUCUUAGUGGAAAACAGAGUUUGAGAUAUGGUAGAGAAGAAUGUGGUCAUCAGUAUGGUGGAGAAGAAUGUGGUCAUCAGUAUGGUGGAGAAGAAUGUGGUCAUCAGUAUGGUGGAGAAGAAUGUGGUCAUCAGUAUGGUGGAGAAGAAUGUGGUCAUCAGUAUGGUGGAGAAGAAUGUGGUCAUCAGUAUGGUGGAGAAGAAUGUGGUCAUCACUAUGGUGGAGAAGAAUGUGGUCAUCAGUAUGGUAGAGAAGAAUGUGGUCAUCAGUAUGGUGGAGAAGAAUGUGGUCAUCAGUAUGGUAGAGAAGAAUGUGGUCAUCAGUAUGGUGGAGAAGAAUGUGGUCAUCAGUAUGGUGGAGAAAAAUGUGGUCAUCAGUAUGGUAGAGAAGAAUGUGGUCAUCAGUAUGGUGGAAAAGAAUGUGGUCAUCAGUAUGAUGGAGAAGAAUGUAGUCAUCGGUAUGUGUUUAUUAUGAAUUUACGAAGAUAUCCCACCAUUAAGUGGCAGUAUUUCAUGUCAGUAAAUGGUCUGCACACUGAGUACCCUGCACAUAGACCAGGAACAAGUAUUGGUGCAGACUGUGGCCAGUCUUCCCGUCACCGUCAUGUCUAUGAAGCUACGGUGAGAUCCAGUGGUUGGAACAUUGUUCUUCUCUAUGAUCUGGGAGAAUCUCUUACACCAAGGCUUCUCUUGACAGCUAAAGCUAUUGAACGAACUAACCAUAGUCUUGGACUGCUAUCAGCUCUUGAUGUUAUUGCAAGUUCAUCACUUAGUUUGUCAUCACAAAAUGCAUCAGUUCUACUGGUGUACAUGAGUCGCGGGGUGUUGGAAACAGUACGGCAAACACGCCUAGUCAUGAAGAGGGUUGCUGAGAGAAUAGAAUCCAUUAAUACUAGAGUCGUCAUCAGCACCUUUGGACUUGGACUAGUCAGUGAUGAGCCUUCUUUGGCAAAGAAGUUUUUAGAAGACUUAGCCUACCAGAACUUUGACAAGUAUAAUAUUCAGUUCUCAAAAGUUGGUAAUCAAGGAACACUGGUGUUACUGGACUCUACAUUGAGUGUGGCUCCUCUCAUUAACAACUUCUACAACGUAGUGCAGGAACCAAAAGCUUAUAAUCACAGUCCAUGGGAUCUUGUCAUCUCUGAGCCCUACUGGGAUGAUGAUGGAAAAGAAACUGUUGUAUCCCUUACUAGAAGUGUUCAUACCGAUGAAGGAAAAAUUGUUGGAGUGAUAGGCAUUGAUGUUCCUCUCGCAAAUCUGCUUGAAGAUAUCACUCACUUCAAUUCUCCAGCUCAGUCCUAUGCCUUUGCCAUAGAUUCAAGAGAUUAUCACCAGGAAGAAGCACUGAUGGAAAGGAUGGCUACCUUCGAUGAGCUGCCAUACUCGGAUCUAGAGAGGAGAGAAGAAGACACUGUUAAAGAGUGCAGUGAAACCUUGCUCAAACAGACUAAUAUGAUGAUACAGUCACUGGAGCGGAAGUUUACCGUAUUCUCUAGUCUAAUAGAAGAAAUGUCCAAGCUUGUGGCUAAUUUUUAUAGUGAGCACAGAGAAAGGGAACUGGAAGAUGUAAUGCAUUAUGCAGAUGAACACAAGUAUCACCCCUGUUGCCUCAUCCCUGACAAUUACCUUGAGCAAUAUGGUAGAGAAGAAUGUGGUCAUCAGUAUGGUGGAGAAGAAUGUGGUCAUCAGUAUGGUGGAGAAGAAUGUGGUCAUCAGUAUGGUGGAGAAGAAUGUGGUCAUCAGUAUGGUGGAGAAGAAUGUGGUCAUCAUAUGGUGGAGAAGAAUGUGGUCAUCAGUAUGGUGGAGAAGAAUGUGGUCAUCAGUAUGGUGGAGAAGAAUGUGGUCAUCAGUAUGGUAGAGAAGAAUGUGGUCAUCAGUAUGGUGGAGAAGAAUGUGGUCAUCAGUAUGGUAGAGAAGAAUGUGGUCAUCAGUAUGGUGGAGAAGAAUGUGGUCAUCAGUAUGGUGGAGAAAAAUGUGGUCAUCAGUAUGGUAGAGAAGAAUGUGGUCAUCAGUAUGGUGGAAAAGAAUGUGGUCAUCAGUAUGAGGGAGAAGAAUGUAGUCAUCGGUAUGGUAGAGAAGAAUGUGGUCAUCAGUUGGUAUCGAAGUCACUUUGGCACUCGUGUCAACGAGGACCUGUGUUGUGACUCUGGUUUUGGAUCAGGUGAUCAUCCACUUCCUGAGGACUUUUAUGCAGCUCCUGACAACUUAAGAGAGAGAACAAGUAUUGGUGCAGACUGUGGCCAGUCUUCCCGUCACCGUCAUGUCUAUGAAGCUACGGUGAGAUCCAGUGGUUGGAACAUUGUUCUUCUCUAUGAUCUGGGAGAAUCUCUUACACCAAGGCUUCUCUUGACAGCUAAAGCUAUUGGUCACCAAAUUAUCUCCACUUUGCAACAAAGAGACAACAUAGCAGUAUUGGGAGUUGCAAAAAGUAUCUUUCAUCCCUCUGCAUCCUGUUUAAGGUCUACUCUUGUAUCUGCUACACAUGAUGUUAAGGAAAGCAUCAGGGAAUUCGUGGACUACAUGGAAAUAGAAAAUGGUAAGGACAAUAUAAUGUUAUGUUUUUAUAAAGGACGGUCAGCUGCUAUGCAUUCCCCCGCUGAUCCUGUGGUGGCCGUACUGGCCACAGAUUUUACUCUAGGUUACUGGUACAAGUUGCUGCUUGACCUUAAUCCUUCAUGUGGCAAUUAUGGUGCUCUGGGUAAAGCAAGUAAUGUAAGGUGUUUCCUGAUGAACAAUGAGGGCUACCUGGUGGCACAUCCAUCCUUGUUGGCACCUUCUGCCUCUCCAAACCUUGGUGCUGAUAUUCCACCACACAUCACACACCAGGAGCCAGUUGUGUCCAUGGAGUUGCUAGCAGGCGGAGGAGGUCUGUUGUCGAAGACGUCCUGUGGUCGCUGGUGGCAUGGUGCUAGUGAGAGACAUUACUCUCUACGUCUUCCUACUGGGCAGGUUGUUGCCUCUUCUGGCCCAGAGACAGGACAGGUUGAUAAUUCGUGCCUGCGUUACACCCUUACUUCCGUACCUGCAACCAACCUCAUCCUGGGCAUCAUCAACCAGACCUGCAGUCCAUCUGUGGCUUUUUGUCCCUGCAGCAUGGAUGAUAGACUGUGUCUCAAUUGUCAGCUGGUGGAAGCCGGUGCUUGUGAGUGCCCUUGUGAGUGUCCACUAUUGUCACGUCCAUGUGCUGCAUCUGUACUGGACCUCUCUUCUGCCACCACCCAGUCAUCAGCUUUCAUGGAUUCCCUCAGUAACUACACAAGUGAUUCAUUUAGCCAGCAUUGGCAACCAUAUUUUGAUGCAGGUUUCAUGAAAGGCCAGCUCAUGCCUCAAGUUCUAGAACUUGCCACCCAGUCUCCAGACACAGCACCCACAUGUGGACGCACUCCAGAAGCUGCCAUGCCGCUGCAGUAUUCCAUUGGUUUAUUAUCUCACCUUGAUACAUGCCUCUCUCUGUCAUGUGCCACUCAGAUGACACACUCAUCUUGUUUAGGUGUAGUUGGCUGCAUAUGGUGUUCCUUGACAAGUGAUAGGCAGUCACGUAUGGCACACCCACACUGUACUGAAGUUCAUCAGUGCUAUGGUGGUGUUCUCGGAGGACCUUCACCAUAUCCUCAUGGACUUGCUACUCUUCCUCAUUCAGAUAACACACAUGGUGCCUCAGGAAAUCCCAUUGGUCCUGUGGCUGGUGGGAUCAUGGCAGUAUUUAUGGUGGUAGCUGUGGCUGUGUAUUGCUACCGGCAACACGUGGGUGGUGGCAGCAGCCGUUCUUUCUACACUCCUGCCAACUUUCAGUCCCAACCUCACCAGCAUCCUUUAUACCAGUCACAACCCACACAUCAACUUGAUAAUGGUGAUGAAGAUCUCUUAGGAGACAUGUCUGGGGUGGGAUUAGGAGCAGCUGCCACUGUUAGCCCAUACCGCAUGAACCCUGGGUACCGCCGUCCUCCAGGUCUGGCCGACUCAAGUGAUCAAGGUUACUCCACCAUGACUCCUCAUGAUGAUUCAGAAAACCUUAAUUACAAUGAUUUAGGAGGGAUUGUAGGCCUUCCAAUAAAUCAUAUGGUAGAAGAUUUCCAUUCAUCCUCUGGCUGGUCUCCGCCUUCUUCUCCAGUACCCCAGGAAAGAGAGAGUGAUGGGCUGGACAACCACAAUCAUUAUGAACCUUCUCAUACACUUUUGGCAAAUAUUAAACGCAGUGGGCCAAACAUUAUUCAAGUGCCAGUUACUGUACACAUGGUUGAUACUGUAUGAGGCUCGAUGUUUUGUUUACUAUGACAUAGUCUCUAAACAUUGCCAAAUGAUGUCAGGAGAAAUGUUGAGACAAUUGUUAAAAAAUGAGUCAAUGGUAAAAAACUCGACAAUAAGUGUACAUUGUGUUUUGUGAGGCAGGGUGAUUUGUGCUCAGUAAAAUGAUGAUUGAACCAUGACCAGUAUUAUGUAGAAGUUAUGUGUCCAUAAUUGUUCUUUUUGAAUGAUUACUGGGCACCCAGUAAGUUCUUACCUACACAAAUGCAUGGCUCUCAAGCCAGAGUUGUCCAUAGUCCCAUUAGUGCUUUACAGAGCAUGUGUAUAAGGUUCACAAAGUGUAUUACCUCGUGUAAUUUUAAUAUUUUUAGAGAACUAAUCUUAAUGAUAAGACUUAUACAGCUGUAAAACAUACAUAGUAUUAAGAUUUUGUAAUUAUUAAAUCAUUAGAUAUAAUAAUGAUUUAUCUAGUCUAACUGCAUCUAUUGCUUGCUAAGAUGACUGACCACAGUGAAGCCACUUCUUGUCUUGUGGUUCAUCUUUUGAAAAAAAGAUGGUAGUUAGUUUGGCAUUAUUUUUUUUUUAUUAUUUUUAACAUUAAUAUUACAGUGCUUUUUAACUCAUUGGCCAUCUCUCACUAAGGUAGGGUGACCCCCGAAAAAAGAGGAAACACAUUCACCAUCAUUUAUUCAAUCACUGUCUUGCAAGAAGUGUGCUGAUAUUACAGUUAAGAUGACCCUCUGAACUGCAACAUCCUCACCCUCUCCUUCAGAGUGCAGCCACUCAACUUCCCACCUCCAUAUUAUUACUGUUAUUCUUUAUUAUUACAAUGAUUAUUAAUAUUGUAAUAAUGCAAGUUACAAUUAAUAUUAUAAUUUUUAACAAUACAGUAAUAUUAUUAUUAUUAUUAUUACUAUUAUUAUUAUUAUUAUUAUUAUUAUUAUUAUUAUUAUUAUUAUUAUUAUUUUUAUUUUUGUAUAUGGACUGAACUCAAAUAUCCCAAACUUCAGUUACCUAUAAAUACAAAAAGAUAAUAUUUUGUAUAUGUUGACAGCAUUUUAACCCUUAGUGUCCAAACGUAGAUCUACGUUCCCGUAUGUAGCACUCCAACCUUGGUUUUCCCCAUUUGAAAGCAUGUAAAAAAAUGUAGAUCUGCGUUCGGGGCCCCCACAUGUGGACGUAGAUCUACGUUUGGACAGUUUAAGGGUUAAUGAUGACUGGGGCAGUGUGACCAUGCAGAUGCUGGGGCAGUGUAACCAUGCAGGUGCCAAGACAGUGUGACCAUGCAGGUGCUGGUGCAGUGUGACCAUGCAGGUGCUGGUGCAGUGUGACCAUGCAGGUGCUCGUGCAGUUUGACUGUGAAGGUACUGGUGCAGUUUGACCAUGCAGGUGCUGUUGCAGUGUGACCAUGCAGGUGCUGGGGCAGUUUGACCAUGCAGGUGCUGGUGCAGUGUGACCAUGCAGGUGCUGGUGCAGUUUGACCAUGCAGGUGCUGGUGCAGUGUGACCAUGCAGGUGCUGGUGCAGUGUGACCAUGCAGGUGCUGGUGCAGUUUGACCAUGCAGGUGCUGGUGCAGUUUGACCAUGCAGGUGCUGGUGCAGUGUGACCAUGCAGGUACUUAGACAGUGAUCAUGCAGGUGCUGGGACAAUGUGACCAUGCAGGUACUGGGACAAUGUGACUAUGCAGGUACUGGGACAGUGUGACCAUGCAGGUACUGGGGUAGUGUGACUAUGCAGGUGCUGGAACAGUGUGACCAUGCAGGUGCUGGGACAAUGUGACCAUGCAGGUGCUGGGACAAUGUGACCAUGCAGGUACUGGGACAGUGUGACUAUGCAGGUGCUGGGACAAUGUGACCAUGCAGGUGCUCGGA